AUGGCGGCGGGCGAAGGCAUAGAAACGACAGACCGUUGUUCUUCAUGUACAGGAGCACAGGCGAUCUGCGAGUUUCCCGGUGCAUCUCACUCCCGUUCGUCUGAUCUCGAGUCCGAGGCACUGGAUGCUCUCGACAGCAACGAGCAUACUGAAGCGACGGGCGUCACCGGCUUUUCACCAUUUGACCCGUCUUUCGAGUCCACCGAUAUCCCACAAACACCACAGAUCCUCCAAACUCCUGACUCAACUUUGGGCAAUAGUCUCUUCCCCGCGACCUACCUUGGUACCCAGCGCCAUGCUGAUGACCUCGAUAAUGACCCAGCCGUCAGCUCGGUGGAAGGAUUCGGAGAGGCAGACGAUGCGAUCUUCGGCGUCAACGCCCUGGAACCUGGUGGCGCUGGCAUCUCGCCUUCCCAUCUUGCGUUGAUGCAGCCUGAUUUUCGCAUGAUCGGAUUCGACUGGCUGGACUUUGACAUGCCAGAGUCAAACCCAGCUUUGCAGGAAAUUCCGAUUAUCGACUCUAGUGCCGUCGAACGCUGGUCUGAUCGCCAGACAUACACCCCCCAGCCUCUCCCGCCACCAGGGAGGAUGUCGUCGCAACAUCCGGACAGGCCUCCGACAGUAAGACAAGGACAAACGAGGACAGCACAGCCAAGCCCGACACUACGGCCCUUGGAGCCACAGCAGGCACUUCAGCCAUGGCCCUUCGACCAAGCCCAAGAUUCCGCACCACACAGAUAUAUGCUACCCCCCUUGAGAGAUGUGCUACAAAGCAGUUUCCGGGGCGGAUCUUCCGACAGAACCAACGCACUUGAUAGCCUCGUUCAAAUCCUAUCCGACAGCAAAUUGCCCGCCUCGACACAUGUUCAAGACGCCAAUACAGCCCAAGCCCUCAGUGACUUGCAAAGAUUGCUUGAUCUUUAUUUUGCCCGAUUCCACGAUAUUCAGCCAAUACUUCACCGGCCUACCUGGAACAUGGCAGAGUGUCCAACCGUGCUACUGACCGCGAUGGCAUGUGUUGGAGCUUUGUUAUCCGACGAAGAGCGGGACACAGAGUUGUCCUGGUCACUCAGUGACAUUUGCCUGCCGAUGAUUACUUGGCUGGGCGCUUCUGACGGGACCUACUAUCGCAACAUCUCGUACCUCAAUGCACUCUGUCUGCAUCAAAUUUAUUCCCUCGGUUCUGGGAACCGGCAACUGUAUCAAAAUGCUGAUCGCUCUCGAGGGAUACUCAUUGGAAGCCUGAGAGGGAUGGGACUUCUUAGCAGUCGAUGGAGUGUUGGCGAAGAUGUCGGUCACGAAGCCUCUCUGGCGACCGACCCCAAGCAUGCCGACCAAGAGUGGUCCAUCUGGGUAAGCCGGGAGAAGGAACGAAGGUCAGCAUGGGCCUCUUUCGAGUAUGACUGCAGUCUUUGCACGCUCACAAGCCGCCGGGGUGCCGUAGACCUAAGUGAACUACCCAGGAUGCUCCCUUGUACUGAGUCUCUGUGGAACGCACCUUCAGCCCAAGCUUGGGUUGCCUUACGGUCCCGUCUUGGACCUGGGAGCUUGAGCCCUACUUUGUCCACGAUACUCAAAGCUGCCUUAGCUGGUCAUGCCUUUCCCAGCCACCUCGGCACCUGGGCCAAGAGACUCUGCGGCCAGGUCAUUGGACGUCUGCUUUGGGACUUGAAGCAACUCGAAAUUGUGGCAAUGCCCGAGCAUUUUGGACUGACAUCCUUGCUGAGUGCACACCAACAGUCAAAACAAUCGCUUCUUGGUGCACUACGGAAGUUAUUGAAGUCGAUGGACACCGUCUCAACGACCUCGGAACUCAUUAGCUACAAUCUUAUAUCCCAGCGUGCCAAGCAUCACAAAGGCAUCGAGGUUGCGCGGAAGCGACUGAGAUCCUCGUUUGCUCAAGACAGAAGAUCGAGUCGAAGGCUUGUUCACCAUGCUGCGCAAAUCAUAGCAAUUGCCAACGAGUAUCUCGUAUCGGCGCCGUGCGAGAUCAUGCGCACUUUCAUGGGCUAUGUUUUCAUCCUCGCCUAUUCAUCCUAUGGACCCCGUGCCGAGCUGAUGUCUGGAGACAAAGCACCAAUGCGCCUUGAUGCGCCGCUUCACCAGCCAGCCCAGCAACAAAUCACGCUACAGUGGAUUGAUGAUGGCGGCCCAGCCGGCCUGGGUUCAGUCGUCAACAUCCUGGCCGAUGACUGUGUGCCAGCCAUCAGUCGGGACGCGCAGAUGAUGAUGCAGAGGCUCAAGUGCUGGGGAUUAGCAGAUAAGUUCACCAAGAUUUUGCACAUUUUCGAGGUAAAUGGCUUUUGA
This is a messenger RNA of Verticillium alfalfae VaMs.102, 2307 nucleotides long. RefSeq lists its product as hypothetical. The transcript has 4 exons. Lineage: Eukaryota; Fungi; Ascomycota; Sordariomycetes; Glomerellales; Plectosphaerellaceae. The record is from RefSeq and is a predicted model, not a curated record. Gene Ontology annotation, molecular function: zinc ion binding; DNA-binding transcription factor activity, RNA polymerase II-specific; RNA polymerase II cis-regulatory region sequence-specific DNA binding. Gene Ontology annotation, biological process: regulation of transcription by RNA polymerase II; DNA-templated transcription. The coding region runs from base 1 to 2307 and encodes 768 amino acids. Gene Ontology annotation, cellular component: chromatin.